Ctenocephalides felis (cat flea) is the source of this 957-nucleotide messenger RNA. RefSeq names its product farnesol dehydrogenase-like. The record is from RefSeq and is a predicted model, not a curated record. Bases 125 to 889 code for a protein of 254 amino acids. Lineage: Eukaryota; Metazoa; Arthropoda; Insecta; Siphonaptera; Pulicidae. The transcript is spliced from 7 exons.
UUCAGUGCAUUAUUGCAUGUUGCAGCCAGUAUGACGUUCUGUUCUCACAAUCAGUUGCAGUUGCAGUGUGCAUCUACUGCGAGUUGCGUCCGAUCUUUAACUGCAGUUCACCAUUUAUUCCACGAUGGAUCGUUGGCAAGGUAAGGUAGCAGUGGUGACUGGUGCAAGUGCAGGAAUUGGAGAAGCAAUUGUGAAAGACCUGGUUAAAGCAGGAAUGAAAGUCGUGGGACUUGCUAGGAGGAUCGAGAAAAUGGAAGAGAAUGCAGCUUCAAUGGAUACAUCCAAUGAUGGAGAAUUUUAUCCAGUUAAAUGUGAUGUAUCAAAAGAGCAGGAUAUUCUGGAUGCUUUUGCUUGGGUCAAAGAAACUUUUGGAGGAGUUGAUGUAUUAGUUAACAAUGCUGGCAUUUCAAAGAAUGUGAAUCUGACCGAUCCUGAUAAUACUGAUGAUAUUCGGAGUGUUGUGGAUGUGAAUAUUUUUGGUCUUUUCUUCUGUACAAGAGAAGCAUUUAAUUCUAUGAAGGAACGUGAUGUUGCUGGACACAUAAUACAUAUCAACAGUGUUUUAGGCCAUUGGGUCCCUGAUGUUCCUGGAUUCAAUCUAAAUAUUUAUCCUGGUACAAAAUUUUGCUGCACUGCUUCUACUGAAGUUCUACGUAGAGAAAUGAUUAAAAUGGGAAAUAAAACAAAAGUUACGAGCAUUAGUCCAGGAUUUGUUGCAACAGAAAUGGUUGGCAAAUCGUCGUCACCAGAAAAGGUUGAAGAAUUUUUAAAAAAUACUCCACAUCUUUUACCGGAAGAUAUUUCUGAAGCGGUGCUUUAUUGUUUAGGCACACCUGAACACGUUCAGGUGCAUGAAUUGACCAUAAGGCCUCAAGGAGAAAACUUCUAAAAAUUGCAUUGCUAAUACAUAUUGACCCGUAUCGCUUUUUUCAUUGAAACACCCAGUUUGCACCAUUC